CGCCAGGCAGCGCUAGGACACGCGUCGACACAGGUGCGCGCCGAAGCACAGCGGAGCCGAGCCGAUCACCGGGACGUUCGAUCGUGUCGACACGCGAGUGCCCACCUCAGGAUUACCAGCAGUGUGUGACCAGCGAGUAGUGCUCCCGACCUGCGGGACUGUGAUUGUGUGCCGUGCACUGUGCACCCCAUGGCAGUGUCCACCCUCAACAUGGCGCCGUACUUCACAGGAUACCCGUUCCAAGGUCAGGGCCGCGUCAACCAGCUGGGCGGCGUGUUCAUCAACGGCCGGCCGCUGCCGAACCACAUCCGCCUCAAGAUCGUGGAGAUGGCGGCGGCGGGCGUGCGGCCCUGCGUCAUCUCGCGCCAGCUGCGCGUGUCGCACGGCUGCGUGUCCAAGAUCCUCAACCGCUACCAGGAGACGGGCUCCAUCAGGCCGGGCGUCAUCGGCGGCUCCAAGCCGCGCGUCGCCACGCCCGAGGUGGAGAAGCGCAUCGAGGACUACAAGAAGACCAACCCGGGCAUCUUCAGCUGGGAGAUCCGCGACAGACUUAUCAAGGAUGGGAUAUGCGACAAGACCACGGCGCCGUCCGUGAGCUCCAUCAGCAGGCUGCUGCGGGGCGGCAGGCGAGACGACUGCGGGGACCCGCGCCGCAACCACUCCAUCGACGGCAUCCUCGGCGAGUGUCCGAGCAGUGGUGAGGAGUCCGAGACUGAGUCGGAGCCCGGCAUCCCGCUAAAGCGGAAACAGCGCCGCUCCAGGACCACGUUCAGCGGUGAGCAGCUCGAGGAACUGGAGAGGGCCUUCCAGCGGACACAGUACCCCGACGUUUACACCCGCGAGGAGCUCGCGCAAAAGACCAAGCUAACGGAGGCCCGCGUGCAGGUGUGGUUCAGCAACAGGCGGGCGCGGCUUCGCAAGCAGCUCAACUCACAGCAGCUCAACGCCUUCAACUCCAUGUCCCUGCAGAGCGCCUUCCCUGCUCCGCAGUACGACCAGCACUCCUUCAACUCGCAGAGUCACACGGCGUCCUGGGUGCAGCAGUCGGCCGUGGCCGCGGGCUACGCCUCCUCGGCGCUCACCAACUACCAGACGUCGACCAGCCCGUCGUACUCGUCGCCCGGCGGCCCGCCGCCGAUGGGCGACCACCCUCCCGGCAUCUCGCCGACGACGUCCUCGGCGGCCGUGACUUCCACGGCGUCGGCUGCGGCCGUCGCCUCCGGCCUUGCCUCGUACUCCGGCUACCACCACCAGGGCCCGCCACCCCCCGUUGCCGUCCCAGGACACGGGGCGGCGGCGGCCCUCGCGGCCCAGCACUGCGCCGUCGGCCCGGCCGGGCUCGGCGUCGCCUCAGGCCUCGGCGUCGCCUCUGGGCUCGGCGUCGGCUCGGGACUCGGCGUCGGCGGCCACCACCAACCCUCUGCCUGGACGCGGCCGCACUCACAGACGGCCGCCGGCAAGCCCGGGGACGUCACCAACAGCUGGCCGGACAACUACAGCCUGUUUGCCAGCGGCGCGUCUCCAUACACCGCCACCAACCUGACGCCGCACUCGCCGUCCGAGGCCAAGUCCGGGUACCCGUACUUCGGUCAGCUCAGCUCCAUGGAGGCGGGCAUGGUGUGCGGCCGGGUACACUGACCGUCAGCUGCUGUGAUCGGAGGCCCACCAGACAUGUCUACGGAGACCUUGCGGAAACUCGGCUAAGGCACGUCGCAAGGACUCAUAGGGCGACGUUACCAGUGCUCGAGGGGGACAUCACUACCUUUUCUUCCCGUCAGUGAACGACCUCCAAUCCAGUCAGUUUUGUGUCAUCGUAUAGACGUACAGACCGCAGGAAUGGCACAAAAUGUCGCACUUCUCGCUCUCAAAAUUUGCGCAACGGUUUGAGGAAUAUCUAUAUACUGUCCAUGUUAUUGACUCAUCCAGUCACCAGUCAGUUUUGAUCUAAGAAGGGAGGCCCUCCUCGACUUAUAUAUAGAUUAUAUGGUGUUUGCAUCUGAAGACCACCUUUUCAUUGUGAUAUGAGAUAAAUUUGGUCGGGAUAAUUCUAUCGAGAUAUUUUUGUUACGAUGGUUUUCAAAGUCUCUUUGACAUGAUUUUUUCCUCAUAGAUGACUGACCAAGAAAAUAUAUUUUUGAUGUGAGUUUGUAACUUUUUACUGUAAGGUACUAAAUCACUCCAUCGUUGUGAUACGUGCACUUUAAACCACCUAAAAUUAUUAAAAUUAACGUGUGUGUGGAUAUAUCUUGUGCACGCCUAUAUGAUUGUCUAAUGUUCCAUAUUUAUAGUAGUGUACACCAGUUCAAGUUCCUAAGUUUGUAAGACAGGUGUAAACGUUGUUCGGUGGAUGCCGAAAUAAAAUUUAAUUUUAGACUUACGGCUUUUUUAACUUGUUUUUUAAAAGCGAUUAACUGUACAUUAUACGUUUUACCUGGGACCUUUUAGAGUGAUAUAUUUUUGUACCAGUAUUUAUUAAAACUUUGUCAAUAAGGAUAUAAGUUUUAUGAUGUGUUCCUCCUGACUUUUGAUGUGAGUCAUAUUGUGAGAUGCAUAUUGCAAAUAAAUGUUUAUUUUUGUAAAAUAGAAAAAAGAGAUAUAAAGACACUAUCUAUAUUGUGGUUUGUAAAUUAAUGUACAUGUUUUUAUAGUUUGCAGAUUUGUAAUUUGAUUGAAUAAAAUUUAAUUUGUA
Molecule: messenger RNA, 2689 nt
Organism: Frankliniella occidentalis (western flower thrips)
Lineage: Eukaryota; Metazoa; Arthropoda; Insecta; Thysanoptera; Thripidae
Product: protein gooseberry
Exons: 8
Coding region: 190-1638 (482 amino acids)
Biological process (GO): anatomical structure development; regulation of transcription by RNA polymerase II
Molecular function (GO): DNA-binding transcription factor activity, RNA polymerase II-specific; RNA polymerase II cis-regulatory region sequence-specific DNA binding
Source: RefSeq, a predicted model, not a curated record